AAACUUACGGUGAGAGGAUGCUCCGGUCGCAGGUGAGAAGAAGUAAUGCAACAAUUCAAAUGGCAAUUUGCACAAGAAAUCACAAGAGCAAGAACGACAAAAUCACAAAUUGCAAGCAAGCAGAAAGACAGAGCAAGAUGGAAAAAAGCAAGACAUUGGCGAGCAGGUGAGAUCUGCUUGAAGUCAGGACUCGACGGGGGCAGACAACAGGAAGUAAUAAAAAGCCGGCGGACAUCAAAGGAACAGCGAGACCAGCAUGGCACAGCGAAUGAUCACCAGGUGGAUAGUCCCGGAAGUGAGCAGAGUCUCGGAUGAGUCGAAAAAGAUGACCAAC
Molecule: messenger RNA, 334 nt
Organism: Aspergillus novofumigatus IBT 16806
Lineage: Eukaryota; Fungi; Ascomycota; Eurotiomycetes; Eurotiales; Aspergillaceae
Exons: 1
Coding region: 46-315 (89 amino acids)
Source: RefSeq, a predicted model, not a curated record